AUGGCUGCAGAGGAAGAGUUCUUGUGUCCUCCGAGUACGGAACAACAUGAGCUUGCGCAACGGAAUCCCUCUGUGUAUAAUCCUUUAGAUACGUUCCGUCUUCCUCCCGGCCAGGAGAGGCAAUACCAACAGCAAUAUGGAGAUAUGUACUUCUUGCGGCUUGCAAAGCUGAAGCCAGCCGUCGAAGCAGUUGCGGUCGAAGCUUGGGAAGGAUUCAACAUUGCAGGAGAGUAUGCCCGUCGCGUGGAACGAGUACUCGAUGUUCGACAAGGAGAACUUUGCUGGGUUGCGGGCACAAUAUAUAUGGAGAUGCCAUUGAAGCCCAAUAUCUUAGACGAUCUUACGAAAGACAACUUUACAACAGCUCCCCCACCCCGCCGAACCUACCAGGACCCAUCACACCCAGAGUUGACAGAAAUCAUGCUUGAAGACGAAUCCGGGCGACUGCGCUUGACGGGAAGCAAAUUGAGCUCGGUCCAACUAGCAACGGGGGCCAUCAUUGCUGUGCUUGGGACGGAGAACGCAAAUGGAGAUUUCGAGGCGGUUGAUAUUAAGGUUCCUGAUCUCGCUCGACAGCCACGACGAUGGGAGAGAGACGACGCAUCGUCAUCCGAGAAGUCGAAGAAAGGGAAAAUCGCAUUGAUUAGUGGUCUUGGUAUUACGGGAACCUCGAGUGACAGCCUCACCCUCGAGCUCCUGGCGGACUAUCUUUUAGGCUACACAGGAUCGUCUUCUCAAAAGGGGGAGGCGGGUUCACUACCAGAUGCUAGCGGGAUUACCAGAUUGAUCAUUGCCGGUAACUCACUCGGGGUGAGUACCAUCGAGGCGGCACCGGCAUUGGAGAACGGGGCUUCGGGAAAGAAGAUUGCGCAGCAGAAGAAGUACGGAUAUGACGCUUCCGCGUAUAACGCGUCGCCUAUUACACAACUAGAUGCCUUUCUCGCAGAGCUUCUACCUAGUAUACCCAUUACUCUCAUGCCAGGCGAAAGCGACCCGGCAAACUUUGCGCUGCCGCAGCAGCCAAUCCACCGCGCAAUGUUCCCGCGUGCGAGGGCCUACUGCGCGGCGCCACCAACUGGAGAAGAGAAGCCGGAACACGGCUGGUUCGAUAGCGUGACGAACCCCUGGGAAGGAGAUGUUGAGGGCUGGCGGCUGUGGGGUAGCAGUGGGCAGAAUGUGGAUGACGUGCUUCGAUACCUGGACUUUGCAGAUGAGGAUGGGAAUAUUGACACCGACGGGGACGUGGAAGCUAGGGUACGAAUCAUGGAGGCCAUGCUGCGGUGGAGAUGUGGAGUUCCCACAGCUCCAGAUACAAUAUGGUCCUAUCCAUUCCAGACACACGACCCCUUUGUUAUGCAGAGCUGCCCGCAUCUUUUCUUCACCGGUAACCAACCGCGGUUCAAGACCGGCAUUAUAGAAGGCGACGCGCCAUUAAAACUCAGCGGCGAGGACACGGAGAUGGGCGGGACCGAGGAGGAUUCAUCCUACCCAACGGUCCGCUUUGUAUCGAUCCCCAAGUUCCGGGAAUCGGGCGAGCUAGUCCUGGUCGACACCGAAACCCUGGAGGUCGAAGUAGUCAAGUUCGGCACCUUUGCCGGAAAAGAAGAGAACCAAUAA
This is a messenger RNA of Aspergillus versicolor CBS 583.65, 1617 nucleotides long. RefSeq names its product DNA-directed DNA polymerase delta subunit POL31. The transcript is spliced from 5 exons. The record is from RefSeq and is a predicted model, not a curated record. Gene Ontology annotation, biological process: DNA strand elongation involved in DNA replication; DNA replication. Bases 1 to 1617 code for a protein of 538 amino acids. Gene Ontology annotation, molecular function: DNA binding. Gene Ontology annotation, cellular component: delta DNA polymerase complex. NCBI's taxonomy places the organism in Eukaryota, Fungi, Ascomycota, Eurotiomycetes, Eurotiales, Aspergillaceae.